AUGGAAAUUAAAAAAACUCAUUUCUUUGAAAAUUGGACUCAAACAAGCUUAUCAUAUAAUAAACAUCAUUAUAUUGCAAAUAUUAAAGGUACAUCAAAUAUUACCAUUGAAACUGAAUGGUUUGAUAGUUUAACAAAUAUUACAUUUGCAAAUCAAAAAUUAACAAUGAAUCCUCCAACUUUGAAAUAUAAUAUCAAUAUUACAAAAUAUGAAUUUAUUUCUAAUAUUAAUUCACUUCAAUUAGUUAUUCAAUCAAAACUAUCAAAAAAUUCAAAUAUUGAUCAUAGUAUUUGUUCAGCUCAAUCAUUUGGGGAAACAACCUCAAAUGAUAAUUCAAAUUAUAUUCAAUUAUCAGUUGAAAAACAUUCAUUAUAUGGUCGUUUCAUAAAAAGAGGUAUAGUUGAUAAUAAAAUCAUUUCAAUUAAUAAUGAACAAUUAAAUGAUUUAAAUUCUGAAAGUUCUUAUUAUACAUCAGAAUCUCAUAUUGGUAUAAAUAUACCUUGGUUUAAGGAUUUAGUUCAAUUAGAUCCAGAUUUUUCUGUAUUAUUAGAUGGAUCAUCAACAAACUCAAUAUGCAAAGAUGGUCACAGUUUAUCAAAAAAAAGCGUUAAUUGGUGUUAUUGUAGGCUGUGUUGGUAA
This is a messenger RNA of Dictyostelium discoideum AX4, 639 nucleotides long. RefSeq lists its product as hypothetical. The record is from RefSeq and is a predicted model, not a curated record. Lineage: Eukaryota; Evosea; Eumycetozoa; Dictyosteliales; Dictyosteliaceae. The transcript has 2 exons. The coding region runs from base 1 to 639 and encodes 212 amino acids.